Molecule: messenger RNA, 1892 nt
Organism: Tarenaya hassleriana
Lineage: Eukaryota; Viridiplantae; Streptophyta; Magnoliopsida; Brassicales; Cleomaceae
Product: probable receptor-like protein kinase At3g17420
Exons: 10
Coding region: 286-1665 (459 amino acids)
Biological process (GO): protein phosphorylation
Molecular function (GO): ATP binding; protein kinase activity
Source: RefSeq, a predicted model, not a curated record
UUAAAAACAGGCAUAAAAUAUUGGACAAGGAGAGGAGAAACAUCAAAGAAAGCUUCAAACUUCCUCUCCCGUUUCCCAGAAUUGGAAACCCUAGUUAGAUCCCCGAUAAGUUUCCAAAACUUGGAAAUGAUCUCUGUGGGGUAUUAGGUGCUUCGAUUGCACGCUUUAGCGUGGCUGUUGAUGUUUGGGAGUUCCAAAUGUUCGAUCUUCGCUUGUGGGCUGCGUUGGAAUCUUGGAAGUUUCUUCCUUUCUGAUUACGACAUUUAGUCGUGUUGCUGGAGACCCAUGGCAUCUGAACUCAAACAGACUCUGACCAAGACUUAUGGCUCUCUUGAGCUAUGGGAGCUCAUAGUAAUUGCUCUGUUUGCAGUGUUCAUACUAAUUCUUGGCGUUUCACUGUGGCUCAGUUUCCACAAGAAAUCCAAAAGAUCAAACUCCACACCACCUCCAGUGAUCCAGAUCCCCAUCGUCCCAGAAGAGAUCAAAGAAAUAAGGAUCGAUCGCGUUUCAUCAAACAACAAUGGAUUUGAUCAGACCCUUGUAGAAAAAUCCAGCGACAAAGACUCUGAAAACGAAAAUAACUCUGCCUCUUUUAACCGUUUGGAGAAAAGGUCACAACCACCUCCUCUUACCACCCCGUCCCCUUUGUCUGGUCUUCCUGAGGUUUCCCACAUUGGGUGGGGUCACUGGUUUACUCUCCGGGAGCUUCAGCUUGCCACCGACCAUUUCUCCAAGGAGAAUAUUAUCGGUGAUGGUGGAUACGGAGUCGUUUAUCAUGGAAUUCUGGCAAACGGUACUUCAGUGGCUGUCAAAAAGUUGCUCAACAAUCCAGGUCAAGCCGACAAAGAUUUCAGAGUUGAAGUGGAGGCUAUUGGGCACGUCCGACACAAGAACUUAGUUCGACUUCUCGGAUAUUGCAUCGAAGGAACCCAGAGGAUGCUGGUGUACGAGUACGUGAGCAAUGGUAACUUAGAACAGUGGCUUCAUGGAGACAUGCAUCAUAAAGGAAAUCUCACAUGGGAGGCGCGUAUUAAAGUGCUUGUUGGCACUGCAAAGGCGCUGGCUUAUCUUCACGAGGCCAUCGAGCCCAAAGUGGUGCAUAGAGACAUAAAAUCAAGCAACAUACUGAUGGACGAGAGUUUUGACGCCAAGUUAUCUGACUUUGGUCUUGCCAAGUUGCUUGGAGCUGAUAAAAGCUACAUCACUACUCGAGUGAUGGGUACAUUCGGGUAUGUUGCCCCAGAAUAUGCUAACUCUGGCUUUUUGAAUGAGAAGAGCGAUGUGUACAGCUUUGGUGUUGUUCUCUUGGAAGCUAUUACUGGACGAUACCCGGUGGAUUAUGCACGUCCUAAGGAUGAGGUGCACAUGGUGGAGUGGCUGAAGACGAUGGUUCAGCAGAGACGGGUGGAGGAAGUGGUGGACAGAGAGAUUGAGGCCAAACCAUCGGCCGCUGCUCUUAAGAAAGCGCUUCUUACUGCUCUGAGAUGCGUUGAUCCUGAUUCUGACAAGCGGCCCAAAAUGAGUCAUGUUGUCCGCAUGCUCGAGUCUGAUGAAUAUCCUCCCAAAGAGGAACAACGAAGAAGACGAAGAAGAAGCCAAGAAGGAGAGACGCAGACAGAGACUAAUGAAGAAGAAGAUUCAAAGCCAUCUGAGGUCCAUCCAUGAAGUUGUGGAUUCGAUGGAGUCUUCGCUCUUUGGAGUUAGGAGUAUUGUGUUGUAUCUGUUGGUCGAUCCCUCUGUACAGCCUUCUUCCACUUUGUUAUUAUUAUUACACAACACACACACACACGCUGAGGUUCUUCUUAAGGCAGCUUUUUUUUGUUUGUUUGUUAAUGUCUUUACUUUGGAGAUUGGCUCUUAACUAUUUACCACAGAAACUAAUCUUUACAUCA